AUGGACACCGUGUUGGAAUCCCAGCCCCAAUCCCAGCAGAGGAGCAGCCACAAUGGCCAAGAGACCAGCCUGUGGUCCUCAGGUUUUGGGAUGAAAUUGGAGGCUGUUACCCCAUUCUUAGGGAAGUAUCGUCCUUUUGUGGGUCUCUGUUGUCAGACCUGUACGCCCAAGAGCUGGGAGUCCCUCUUCCACAGAAGCAUUACAGAUCUGGGCUUUUGCAACGUGAUCCUGGUAAAGGAGGAAAAUACCAGGUUUCGAGGCUGGCUGGUUCGCAGGCUUUGCUAUUUUCUGUGGUCCCUGGAGCAGCACAUAACCCCCUGCCAGGAUACUCCGCAGAAGAUCAUGGAAAGCCCUGGGGUGCAGAACCUUCUCUCAGGAAGGGUCCCAGGAGGAUCUGGGGAAGGCCAAACACCUGACUUUGUGAAGAAAGAGGUGCAGCGCAUCCUGGGUCACAUUCAGGCUCCGCCUCGCCCCUUCUUGCUUAGGCUGUUCAGCUGGGCGCUGCUGAGGUUCCUGAACCACCUCUUCCUGAACGUGCAGCUCCACAAGGGCCAGAUGAAGAUGGUCCACAAGGCUGCCCAGGCGGGACCACUCGUCCUUCUGUCUACUCAUAAGUCCCUACUGGAUGGAAUCCUCCUGCCCUUUGUGCUGCUCUCCCAGGGCCUGGGUGUGCUCCGUGUAGCUUGGGACCCCUGCACCUGCUCCCCUGCUCUCAGAGCUCUGCUGAGGCAUCUUGGGGGGCUUUUCCUGCCCCCAGAGGCUGAAUUGCCCUUGGACAGCUCCCAGGGAAUCCUUGCAAGGACUGUGGUCCAUGCGGUCAUGGAGCAGUUGCUGGUUAGUGAGCAGCCCCUAUUAAUCUUCCUGGAAGAGCCUCCUGGGGCCCCACGAGCCAGGCUCUCAGCCCAAGGUCAGGCCUGGCUAGGACUGGUGGUGCAUGCAAUCCAGUCAGGCAUUGUCCCAGAUGUCACAUUGGUACCAGUGGCCAUCACCUAUGACCUGGUUCCAGACGCACCAUAUGACAGGCAUCAUGCUUCCACCUCCCUAGGGCUGUGGACAGGAGCUCUGGCUGUCCUUCGGAAACUGCGCAGCUGCUGGGGCUGCAACCAUAAGGUCUGUGUCCGGGUGCAUCUUGCCCAGCCAUUCUCUCUGCAGGAAUACAUCAUCAAUGCCAGAAGCUGCUGGGUUGGCAGGCAGACCCUGGAGCACUUGCUACAACCCAUCGUGUUGGGCCAAUGUACUGUUGUCCCAGACACCGAGAAAGAGCAAGAAUGGACUCCAACAACUGGGCUUCUUUUGGCCCUCAAAGAAGAGGACCAGCUCUUGGUGAGGAGACUGAGUCGCCACGUACUGAAUGCCAGCGUGGCAAGCUCUGCCGUGAUGAGUACAGCCAUUAUGGCAACACUGCUACUCUUCAAACACUCAAAGGGUGUGCUCCUGUCACAGCUUCUGGGGGAAUUCUCCUGGCUGACUGAAGAGACACUUCUACGUGGCUUUGAUGUCGGCUUCUCUGGGCAGCUGCGGUGCCUGGCACAGCACACCUUGGGCCUACUGAGGGAGCAUGUGGUUCUGCUGCAUGUCCAUCAGGGGGACUUGGUAGUUGUGCCACGGCCAGGCCCAGGCCUCACACACUUGGCACGCCUGAGUGCCGAGCUGCUUCCUGCCUUCCUGAGCGAGGCUGUGGGUGCCUGUGCAGUGUGGGGGCUGCUGGCAGGCAGAGUGCCACCUGAGGGUCCCUGGGAGCUGCAGGGAAUAGAGCUGCUGAGCCAGAACGAACUGUACCACCAAAUCCUGCUCCUGCUGCAUCUGCUGCCACAGGACCUGCUGCUGCUGCAGCCCUGCCAGUCUUCCUACUGCUACUGUCAGGAGGUGCUGGACCGCCUCAUCCAGUGUGGGCUCCUGGUUGCUGAGGAGACCCCAGGUUCCCGGCCAGCCUGUGACACAGGGAGACGACGUUUGAGUGCAAAGCUGUUGUGGAAACCAAGUGGGGACUUUACUGACAGUGACAGUGAUGACUUCAAGGAGGCUGAGGGCCGGUACUUCAGGCUCAGACAGCAGUCUCGCUGCCCUGACUUCUUCCUCUUCCUCUGCCGCCUCCUCAACCCACUGCUUAAGGUCUUUGCUCAGGCUGCUACCUUCCUCCAUCUGGGAAAGCUACCUGAUACAGAGUCUGGCUACAUGGAGCAGCUAUUGCAAUUCUUACAGAACUCUGCCCAGGAAGAAGGGAUCUUUGAGUGUGCCGACCCAAACUUGGCCAUCAGUGCUAUCUGGACCUUCAGAGACCUAGGGGUGCUGCAGCAGAUGCCCAGCCCUGAUGGCCCCCAGCUCUACCUGUCCCCUACAUUUGCCAGCCAGGAUAAUCAGGGCAAGCUGGAACAGUUCAUCCGACAGUUCAUCUGCAGCUAGGUCCAGAAUCAGCUGGACUUAGAGUCUUGCUUUCUCCAUCCUUCAGUGUGAUAAAGAGUUCUCUUUCUCCAAGCUCUGCAG
Molecule: messenger RNA, 2484 nt
Organism: Dipodomys ordii (Ord's kangaroo rat)
Lineage: Eukaryota; Metazoa; Chordata; Mammalia; Rodentia; Heteromyidae
Gene: Gpat2
Product: glycerol-3-phosphate acyltransferase 2, mitochondrial
Exons: 21
Coding region: 1-2403 (800 amino acids)
Cellular component (GO): mitochondrial membrane
Source: RefSeq, a predicted model, not a curated record